CCUAUAAAAUGUGAAGUUUGCUCUGGUUGUCGAUUCCAUGAUUAUUAUUAGGUCUUAAUACAGGCAGGCACAUUAUCAGGAGUCCGGAAAACAAGGUCCUGAUGGAGUAGGUUUAUUGAUUUAUCUUUUGUUUCACAGGAGAAAAAUAAGCAGAUCCUAGUGCUAGGACUGGAUGGCGCAGGGAAAACCAGCAUCCUUCACUCUCUAGCUUUAAACAGAGUCCAGCAUAGCAAAGAACCCACCCAAGGUUUCAAUGCUGUUUGCAUCGACACUGAAGACAACCAAAUGGAGUUCCUGGAGAUUGGUGGCAGCGAGCCUUUCCGUUCCUCCUGGGAAAUGUACCUGCCGAAGGGAUUGUUGCUGAUCUUUGUGGUGGAUUCAGCAGAUCACAAUCGCUUACCUGAAGCCAAAAAAUAUCUUCACCAACUAACAGAAGCAAAUCCAAUCCUUCCUCUGGUUGUGUUUGCACACAAACAGGAUCUCGAAGCAGCCUAUCACAUUACAGAUAUCCACGAAGCUUUAGGGUUAUCUGAGGUAGGAAACGACAGAAAGCUGUUCUUGUUUGGAACUCAAGUGACCACAAAUGGCUCAGAGAUACCGUCUACCAUGCAAGAUGCCAAAGACCUGAUUGCACACCUGGCUACAGACAUGCCAUAAGCAGGACGAGGCCCACUGUAUGACUCACCACGUUAAAUGUCAUCAGGGAAUGUUGAAUGGCAGGCUUGAAGUCAAAGGUUUCCACUUUCAAUUAAAAAAUAAGACAUUUCCUGUUUUCUCAAUGCAUGGCAUAUAUACAAAGAUAAUGCUAAUUCAUUACAGAGUAUCUAUGUAUUUAGACUUUGAACUUUAAACACAUUUGUAGCUGGGUGUGGUGGUGCACAACUGUA
This is a messenger RNA of Sciurus carolinensis (gray squirrel), 887 nucleotides long. It is a transcript of the gene Arl9, whose product is annotated as ADP ribosylation factor like GTPase 9. Bases 286 to 657 code for a protein of 123 amino acids. The transcript has 3 exons. The record is from RefSeq and is a predicted model, not a curated record. Gene Ontology annotation, molecular function: GTPase activity; GTP binding. Lineage: Eukaryota; Metazoa; Chordata; Mammalia; Rodentia; Sciuridae.